AUGUCCGACCACGACGUCCCUGCGUUCGAUGUAUACUUCAUCUUCCAGAAACAGGAGCUGAAGCUUGUCUUCAACUCGGCAACCCAUGCAAAUGCAUACCAAGCAUCAAACCGCGAGGGCCGCAUCUUCGCCGCCGAGCCCACCGCCGUCUACCUCCCUCACUCUCCCACCAUGACCUAUCUCCGCGACAGCAGCAGUGGCCUGGUCAUUGGUUUCGCGACCCCCGAAGACGCAGAGACAUGGUGUCGCACCUCUAUCUUAGGCCAUCUCUACUCGUCAGAACCGUCACCCGAAGUCCGCAUUAGACGUACCUGGACGGACGAGGAGCUGGAUGAAGUGCUUCGCGUCCAACCCACCACGAAUGUCUUCCGAAAAAGCGUCCCUUUCACUCUACGCCCUGCCAUGCCACCGAGCAUCACUCCUCCUGCAAGCAGUCCCUCUUCCUCUUCUUCUACCUCUACCUCGAGAGCCCCGAGCGGUCAGUUUGCACCACCUCCGUGGGCGCAGGUCUCGCUGAACCUGGAUCCCGAAACUUCACCUGCUACGACAUUGACCCCGCCGGCUCAGUAUCAACCACUAAGCACAUACUCGACAGUGUCUGAUCAGCCAGCGAGGGGGAGUAUCGUAGCGUACCCCGGUCCACAGGCACCACGUGCACAUUCAUAUUCCGCACCCUCAGAGUCAGGGAACGGGUCCGCGCAACUUGUCGGGCAAAGGAAGCCUGUUCCGCAGAUUGACGAGCUGGGAGUAGCUCCUCUCCGACCGAGUCAUAUUUCACCGCGAACGUCGAGUACAAGUCUUCAUCGUGUAUCAGUUCAGUAA
Molecule: messenger RNA, 822 nt
Organism: Aspergillus niger
Lineage: Eukaryota; Fungi; Ascomycota; Eurotiomycetes; Eurotiales; Aspergillaceae
Exons: 1
Coding region: 1-822 (273 amino acids)
Source: RefSeq, a predicted model, not a curated record